AAUUCCUUUCUCCUAGUCCCAUUCAUAGUACGGAUUUCUUCCUUUUUUUCCCUCAGCAAAAAGUAAGCUAAAUGGAGAGAAGAAGAAACCAUACAGCACAAAAAACACCAAAGAUAGUCUUGUUAGUGACUACUAUUGCCCUACUUCUUCUCACAAUCAUCCCCAUAUGUUACCCUUUCCUAGGGUACCCAUUAUAUUUUUUGAAGAAUUAUUAUACCAAAUCAUCUCCCUCACCAUCACCAUCAUCAUUAUCGGUCUCUUCUGUACAUGACAUGCCUAGACAAGAAGAAUCUGUAGUGAGCCUCGCCGAUGAUGAUGAUGAGAAGUACUGUGACAUAUUUUCAGGGGAAUGGGUGCCGAACCCGGAGGCGCCGUAUUACACAAACUUGACAUGCUGGGCGAUCCAUGAGCACCAGAACUGCAUGAAGUAUGGAAGACCGGAUACCGAGUUCAUGAAAUGGAGGUGGAAACCGGAGGGGUGUGAGCUCCCGGUGUUCAACCCUGCUCAGUUCCUGGAAAUCCUCAGGGGGAAGUCUUUGGCCUUUGUAGGGGACUCCGUUGGAAGAAAUCAAAUGCAGUCAUUGAUUUGUCUCCUUUCCAGGGUGGAGUAUCCAAUAGAUGUUUCACCAACACCGGACGAGCAUUUCAAGAGGUGGAAUUACACAUCCUACAACUUCACUCUCGCCUUCUUUUGGACACCACACUUAGUCCGGAGCACCGAAGCUAACUCCAGAGGCCCCAGCAACACCGGUCUCUUCAACCUCUACCUGGACGAGUUUGAUCAAAACUGGACCACCCAAGUCGAAGAAUUCGACUACCUGAUCAUCUCCGCCGGCCACUGGUUCUUCCGGCCCUUAGUCUACUACGAGAGCCACCACAUCGUUGGGUGCCACUUCUGUCUCCUCGACAAUGUUACUGACCUCACAAUUUAUUAUGGCUAUAGGAAGGCAUUUCGGACUGCUUUUAAGGCGAUAAAUGAAAUAAAAAAUUUCAAGGGCAUAACGUUCCUCAGAACAUUUUCCCCGUCCCACUUCGAGAACGGGUUGUGGAACGAUGGAGGGAAUUGUCUUAGAACGGCGCCGUUUAAGAGCAACGAGACAACCCUGGAAGGUGCCAAUAUGGAGCUGUACAUGAUCCAGCUGGAGGAGUUUAGGGCAGCUGAAAGGGAAGGGAAGAAGAAUGGGAGGAAGUUCAGGGUGCUAGAUACGACGCAGGCGUCACUGCUGCGGCCAGACGGCCACCCUAGCACGUAUGGCCACUGGCCACAUGAAAAAGUGACAUUGUAUAAUGACUGUGUACAUUGGUGCUUGCCGGGGCCUGUUGAUACUUGGAAUGAUUUCUUGCUGGAGAUGUUGAAGAUGGAAGGAGUGAGGUCGAAACAGGAGAAGUUGUAUUCAAGUGACAGGAAAAUGAAGUUUAGAUAGAGAGAUAUGUAUUUUCUUCUUUGUUGUACCAUAAUGUGGUAGUAUUUCGUUCUCCAAUAUGACAAAUGUGCUCUAAAUGCAUGAAUUGUGUUGAGAAUAAAUGAUUCGAGAUUUC
This is a messenger RNA of Rubroshorea leprosula, 1539 nucleotides long. NCBI's taxonomy places the organism in Eukaryota, Viridiplantae, Streptophyta, Magnoliopsida, Malvales, Dipterocarpaceae. The record is from the annotation of a GenBank genome assembly.